CGCCCCCCGGAUCUCCGGCUUCCGGCAACUCCGCGCGGGGGAAGCGCUGGCGGAGCCUCUCAGGCCCGAGCGACCCUGGGCUGCGCGCGAGGUGAGAGGCUGCGGCUCGGCUCCUGCCCGUCGAACUUGCCUCUGUUUCGCGGCGUUCUGGCUGUAGGGUCGCCUCCUCAGCCGCCUGGCUGUGUGCGAAGUGCCUCACACGCGCCGUGUCGUUUAAUGGCCCCCGCACUGUACCUCUGCACCUUUUCCUCCUAACUGGGAGAAGACCCACUGACUGAAUGGCAGCUGUGGAUAACUUGCAGUUUGAAGAGUUUGGUGAUGUACCGACUUCCCUAGCAGCAAACCCAGAUGUCACCACGAUAAGCAUUGAGGAUCCUGGCGAAAUCCCAAAACAUCAGCCAGGACCUUCGAGAGGCUCAGGGAGAGAAGAGGAUGAUGAGUUACUGGGCAACGAUGACUCUGACAAAACUGAGUUACUUGCUGGACAGAAGAAAAGCUCUCCCUUCUGGACUUUUGAGUAUUAUCAAACAUUCUUUGAUGUGGACACUUACCAGGUCUUUGACAGAAUAAAAGGGUCUCUUUUGCCAAUACCCGGGAAAAACUUUGUGAGGUUAUAUAUCCGCAGCAAUCCAGAUCUCUAUGGGCCCUUUUGGAUAUGUGCCACAUUGGUCUUUGCCAUAGCAAUUAGUGGGAAUCUUUCCAACUUCUUAAUCCAUCUGGGAGAGAAGACAUACCAUUAUGUGCCCGAAUUCCGAAAAGUGUCCAUAGCAGCCACAGUCAUCUAUGCCUAUGCCUGGCUGGUUCCUCUUGCUCUCUGGGGUUUCCUCAUGUGGAGAAACAGCAAGGUUAUGAACAUCGUUUCCUACUCAUUUCUGGAGAUCGUGUGCGUCUAUGGCUAUUCGCUCUUCAUUUAUAUCCCCACGGCAAUUCUGUGGAUUAUCCCCCAGAAAGCAGUUCGCUGGAUUCUAGUCAUGAUUGCCCUGGGCAUCUCAGGAUCUGUCUUGGCAAUGACAUUCUGGCCAGCUGUUCGUGAGGAUAACCGGCGCGUUUCAAUGGCCACAAUUGUGACAAUUGUGUUGCUUCACAUGCUUCUUUCUGUGGGCUGCUUGGCCUACUUUUUUGAUGCCCCAGAGAUGGAUCAUCUCCCAACAACUACAGCUACUGCUAACCACACCAUUGCAGCAGCCAAGUUCAGCUAAGGAGAAAAUUCUCUUUCAUGUUUUGGGGAAUGUGGUUCUUCUGGACCUGGCAUCUGCUGCAGGAAAGCAGAGUGGUCAAAGCCAGCAGGAAACGGACAGAUGGCUCCACACUGAAGCUCAUCACCUAUUUAAUGAACAGAAUUCAAUGCUGGGCUAAGGAGUGGCUCAGUAGUAGCGCUUGCCUACCAUGCCUGAGGCCCUGGGUUUGAUCUCUAGCACCACAAAACAACAGCAAAACAAAAAUUAAAUGUUAAAAAAUUGAA
Messenger RNA from Chinchilla lanigera (long-tailed chinchilla), 1462 nucleotides. It is a transcript of the gene Yipf1, whose product is annotated as Yip1 domain family, member 1. Gene Ontology annotation, cellular component: Golgi apparatus; membrane. Gene Ontology annotation, molecular function: small GTPase binding. NCBI's taxonomy places the organism in Eukaryota, Metazoa, Chordata, Mammalia, Rodentia, Chinchillidae. Bases 279 to 1199 code for a protein of 306 amino acids. The transcript has 10 exons. Gene Ontology annotation, biological process: vesicle-mediated transport. The record is from RefSeq and is a predicted model, not a curated record.